This is a messenger RNA of Xenia sp. Carnegie-2017, 1513 nucleotides long. RefSeq names its product ryncolin-1-like. The record is from RefSeq and is a predicted model, not a curated record. NCBI's taxonomy places the organism in Eukaryota, Metazoa, Cnidaria, Anthozoa, Malacalcyonacea, Xeniidae.
AGAAAGGGCAAAAUGACUGCUGACACGUCUACAUAAAUUUUUGUGUCUGUUUUUCAUCAUAUUAAUGCAAUAUUAAAUAUGCAAUUAUAAGCAUAUACAUAUAAACGAACUGGUCUUCUUCAUAAUGAAAUGACACAAUUGACAUAAUGUAUAAGUAUUAUAAUCCAAAUUUUCUCUUAUAUUAGUAUUUCAAAAACAUGCUAUAGGCUUGUUUAGGAUGGCAAUCGAGGUGUUAUUUUACCAUGUUUAAACUCAAAAUCAAUCACGAUCAACUUCAAGCACCCAGUACAGGCUUAAUUAUGAAUAGAUAUCAACAUAUCUUUUUUACUGAACCCUUCCUCUCCCAUACAGUGUUGUCGUAAGGCAACAACACGGAAACGAUCAAAAAUUCGAAAGACAAAAAAUUGGGAAGUAAUUAAAGGGCUGACUAAUGACGGCAUUUGCAUUGAAACAAUGUCUGUCGACGAGAGAGGCAUCUAGUCAUGAUCACCAUCCACAAACCGGACCAAUGGGCAUGUUUAAACGAGCUUUGAGGACUCGAAGGACCAAUGAUGAUUUAAAAGCAUUAAUUAAGAAACAACUUCAACUUCAAAAACAAAUUUUAAACAUUCUAAAUUAAGGCCUGUUUUGUAAGAAUAAUACGAAAGUUAAAGACUGCACAGAGCUUUACAAGAAAGGAGAAAGAAAAAGUGGUGUGUAUCAGAUUGAUCCUGAUGAUCAAGGGAGUUUCAAUGUAUAUUGCGACAUGAAGACAUCUGGUGGUGGUUGGACUGUUUUCCAACGUCGUCUUGAUGGUAGCAUUGAUUUCUAUAGAGGAUGGCAGGAUUACAAAAAUGGCUUUGGGAACUUGAAAACAGAAUUCUGGCUUGGAUUAGAUAAAAUAAACAGAUUAACGUCCUUAAGUCAAAACAAACUUCGCAUUGACAUGGAGGAUACAGCAGGCAAUACACAAUAUGCUGAAUAUAAUUUUUUCUCUGUUACAAGUGAGAAACUGAAAUACAAGUUAAGCCUUGGAACAUAUUCAGGAACAGCUGGUGAUUCGUUUAAAAGUUCCCACAAGGGAAUGGCCUUUACUACUAAAGACUCUGACAACGAUAAAGCUUCAGCAAAUUGUGCAGUUAUUUAUAAAGGCGCAUGGUGGUAUAGUAACUGUCAUGCUUCUAAUUUAAACGGGAUCUAUCAUCAUGGUAAACACUCUUCAUACGCUGAUGGUAUUAACUGGAGGGCAUGGAAAGGCUAUCACUAUUCCUUAAAAUCUACAUCCAUGAAAAUAAGGCCUCGUAAUUUUUUCUGAGGCAGUAAUCCUUUAAGAUGGAAAGAACAAUUUUCAGACUUGUUUUUACCUUAAUAUUUCUUAUUCUUAGUAUAUUUUAGUCCAAAUUUGAAAUUAGUUCAAGGAAAUUAGUUUUGAUUCGUUUACGUAGAUUUUCAUUAGAUGUUUGUUUGCAACAUAGCUAUUAUUUUGUUGUUUUUUUUUGUAGCAAAAUUUUUAAGAAAAAUCAUUUUCCUUAAA